AUGACAAUGCAUCGUCUUCUUCUUCUGCUCGUUAUGGCGAUGGCAAUGGCCUCCGUACAGAGCGAAGUGAUCAACCAGUCGAUCAAGCGAGUGUUCGACUUGACGCAGCACGUUGUCCGGGAAAAUACAGAGUUCCGGUUCAUGGAUACUAAUGCACAAAUAUUGAAGUAUACUAUCGCUUUUCCUCGUGCAUUGGAAAUGCAUCUGGCCAAUAUCUCGGCUCGAUGUGGCAAGACGCAAUGUGAGAUUGUGCCGGCGACACAAAAACACGCAGCCAAGACCCCUAAGGACGUGGCACUUUACACGGUGUUACUAAAGAAACCUGUGGCUAAAAAAGAGACGGGAGCUGUUAAAGUGACGGCCUACUUUACUCGCGUCCUGAAGCCUUAUCCGGCCGAGAUCACGCAGGUGGACGACCAGCUCGUGCUCUUUAAUACGAGCCACCUCGUCAUUUCUCCCUACUUGACUAAAACGCAGACUACCAAGUUAAAAUUGCCGUCUAAUUCGGUGGAGCGUGCUCAUGGUGUUGAGCCCAUGUCCAGAAAGGGAUCUGUCUUCAUCCUUGGACCGUAUCCUGACAUCUCUGCAUUCGCUGAUGGCGUGGAGAAUGCGCCUUUGAGUGUGCAUUACAAGAACCAUGCGCCGUUCAUGACCAUCACCAAACUCACACGUGAGAUUGAAGUGUCUAUGUGGGGUCGUGUGUCGUUCGAGGAGGUCUACGAUCUGAAACACACUGGUGCCAAGCUCAAGGGCGAAUUCUCCCGUCUUGACUACUUGCAGCGCCAUCGCAGCGCGUCAUUCCACGAAAUGCACGCGCAUCUGCCGAAGGACUCAGUCAACGUGUACUACCGUGACCAGAUUGGCAACGUGUCCACGUCGCACCUGCAACCUGCCGGCCGCAGGGGCUCGUACCAGGACCUCGAGUUUUAUCCGCGCUUCCCUCUGUUCGGCGGCUGGAAGACCCAGUGGUACCUUGGCUACUCUGUCUUUACGCACUCGGUGCUGACUCACGUUGGUAACAAGUUCAAGCUGAAGGCUAGCUUCUCUACGCCUGUUCAAGAUGCCUCCGUGGAUGACCUCACUGUCAAGGUGAUUCUUCCUGAAGGUGCUACCAAUAUACAGGUAAGCGUGCCGUUCAGUGUGGAUCGCACAAGCGAGGCCACGCGCCAGACGUACUUGGACACACCUGCGGUUGGUCGACCUGUGGUGAUCCUAGACAAGAAGAACGUUGUGGCUGCUCACAAUGUGCCCUUCGAAGUGACCUUCGACUUCCCGCAGUACUUCAUGCUGCACGAGCCGCUGCUGCUGGUGUCUGCCUUCCUGGCCUUUUUCAUCGUUUGCAUGUGUCUCUUCCGUCUUGACAUUAGCAUCGCUAAGAGGCCUGUGCAGAAGAAGAAGUCGGAAUAA
Peronospora farinosa is the source of this 1407-nucleotide messenger RNA. Lineage: Eukaryota; Oomycota; Peronosporomycetes; Peronosporales; Peronosporaceae. The record is from the annotation of a GenBank genome assembly.